UCAGCCCUGAAAGGCAAAAUUUGUGACAAAAUUGGAUUGAUAACUCCUUCUUCAUUGAAACCUUUGGACUUUGGACCAAUCAGUGAGUGAAGACACACACACACUCAGAGAGAGAAGACAAAAAAUGCAUUACUGGGUUCGAGCUUCUUCUUCCGAUUUCGGUGGCACUCCUCCCCAACCUCGCAGUGGUCACACCGCGGUCAACAUCGGCAAAUCGAAGGUGGUCGUGUUCGGUGGACUUGUUGACAAGAAGUUUCUCAGCGAUAUCGUGGUCUACGAUGUUGAUAACAAACUUUGGUUUCAGCCAGAGUGCACUGGAAGUGGGCCUGAGGACCAGGUAGGUCCAAGCCCACGGGCAUUUCACAUUGCUGUUGCAAUUGAUUGUCACAUGUUCAUAUUUGGUGGGCGUUAUGGUAGCAAAAGGUUGGGUGACUUUUGGGUUCUAGAUACAGAUAUAUGGCAGUGGUCUGAGCUCACCAGUUUUGGUGACUUACCUUCACCACGAGAUUUUGCUGCAGCUUCAGCCAUUGGGAACCGGAAAAUUGUUAUGUAUGGUGGCUGGGAUGGUAAAAGGUGGUUAUCAGAUGUGUAUGUCUUGGACACAAUAUCACUAGAAUGGAUGGAGCUGUCGGUAUCUGGAUCAUUACCACCACCUAGAUGUGGCCACACAGCUACUAUGGUGGAGAAAAGGUUGCUUGUCUAUGGUGGCAGAGGAGGUGGUGGGCCAAUUAUGGGUGAUUUAUGGGGCUUGAAGGGUCUUAUUGAAGAAGAGAAUGAAACGCCUGGAUGGACCCAGUUGAAGCUUCCAGGUCAAGCUCCUUCUCCUCGCUGUGGUCAUACUGUGACCUCCGGAGGGCACUAUCUGUUGUUAUUUGGAGGUCAUGGGACUGGUGGUUGGUUGAGUCGUUAUGACAUUUAUUACAAUGACAGCAUUGUUUUAGAUCGGUUGUCUGCACAAUGGAAGCGCUUACCGACUGGCAACGAGCCCCCUGCUGCCCGGGCAUACCACUCUAUGACGUCUAUUGGUUCACGUCAUCUAUUAAUUGGUGGGUUUGAUGGCAAAUCAACCUUUGGUGAUCUGUGGUGGUUGGUCCCAGAAGAGGACCCUAUUGCAAAGCGGUUCACUGCAUCUCCACCCAAUGAUAUUCCUGAAAAUAAGGAUGCUGCAAUAGCAAAUAAUAAUGUCCAAUCUGCACUCGAGGGAAGCCAAAGGGAACAAUCUGCUGUCUCAGAGUUACAAAGAAGAUUAGAAAUUUCAGUUUCACUCUCUAGUCCUGGGUUUCCAAUUGUAGAUGAGUUGGAAGAUAAAGAAUUCCUUGAACUAGCAUCAAGUUUGUUUGGAGAAAGAGUGUCUAGUAAUUUGCAGGCAAUUGAAGCACUUCGGGAUCACUGGAGGAAGGCUAUACCAAGGUCUAUACCACUUAAGGAGUUUGGGCCCUUGCUUCGUGACUACCAACGUUUGAUAGCCCGUCAUCAAUUUGACAGGGCUAAUGAUGGAUCUGAUCUGCAUUCUGCUGAAGUUGGUUUGCUUGGAAAAGAUGCUUAUCGGUUUUAUCAUAUUAAAAAUGCCUCUCAGUUACGUAUGGAUGAUCUCCCAUUGCUGCUCACGGAGUACAAACAGAUUCUUUCGGAUUAAUUAAUAUAUGGGGAGUCUUCCUUUAUAAGAAAAUAAAUUAAGAUUGCCUAAUGGUCUCCUAGAUUUCCUUAUCUCAUGAAAUAUGUUGGGAGAGUCUUCUUCUUGGAACUACCUCAAACCAUUAGUCCUUGUACAAACAGGUUUUUAUUAUUAUUAUUAUUAUUAUUAUUUUUUUUUUUUUAUGGUGUGUGUGUUGCUUGAAUACAAAUUUGUAAUACCUAUUCAUUAUAAAGUCCUAUAAA
This is a messenger RNA of Quercus lobata, 1878 nucleotides long. Its product is annotated as Galactose oxidase/kelch repeat superfamily protein. The transcript is spliced from 16 exons. Lineage: Eukaryota; Viridiplantae; Streptophyta; Magnoliopsida; Fagales; Fagaceae. Bases 125 to 1636 code for a protein of 503 amino acids. The record is from RefSeq and is a predicted model, not a curated record. Gene Ontology annotation, molecular function: protein binding.